Molecule: messenger RNA, 396 nt
Organism: Chelonia mydas (Green sea turtle)
Lineage: Eukaryota; Metazoa; Chordata; Testudines; Cheloniidae
Product: cathepsin G
Exons: 3
Coding region: 1-396 (131 amino acids)
Biological process (GO): proteolysis
Cellular component (GO): cytoplasm; intracellular membrane-bounded organelle
Molecular function (GO): serine-type endopeptidase activity
Source: RefSeq, a predicted model, not a curated record
AUGCUGCUGCUGCUGCUCCCUGUGACCUUUCUCCUGCCCCCCGGGGCUCAGGCUGGGGAGAUCAUCGGGGGACGGGAAGCCCGGCCCCACUCCAGACCCUACAUGGCCUUCGUGGAGACAAAGAUGGGGCCAGAGAGCACCAUGUACUGUGGGGGGUUCCUGGUGCGAGAGGAUUUUGUCCUGACCGCUGCACACUGUGAUGAAGAAGGCUCUGGGGAUGCGUCCGCUGUCGUCAUCCUGGGAGCCCACGACCUCAACCAGAAGGAAAGGGCCCAGCAACGGAUCCAGGUACGACGCAAGAUUCCCCAUGAGGACUUCGAUGGGACAACCUUGGAAAAUGACAUCAUGCUGCUCCAGGUAGUGUCCCCUACCACAAGGUCCCGUGCGCUCCAGUAA